Messenger RNA from Rattus norvegicus (Norway rat), 6626 nucleotides. Lineage: Eukaryota; Metazoa; Chordata; Mammalia; Rodentia; Muridae. The record is from RefSeq and is a predicted model, not a curated record.
GUGUUGGUUUGUGUGGGUAAAUGCCUCAAGGGGUCAGGACUAUUGGAUCUCUCUAGAACUGGAGUUACACCUGCUCUGGGUGCUGGAAACUUGACUUCUUUCCUCCUCAGGAGCCGUAAGUACUUUUAACCACUGAGCCAUCUCGCCAGCCCCCUACUGAGUGGUCUUUUUUUUUUUUAAUUUAUUUUAUUUAUAUGAAUACAACAUUGCUGUCUUCAGAUACACCAGAAGAGGGUAUUGGAUCCCAUUACAGAUGGUUGUGAGCCACCAUGUGGUUGCUAGGAAUUGAACUCAGGACCUCUGGAAGAGCAGUCAGUGCUCUUAACCGCUGAGCCAUCCCUCUAAGCCCCUGAGUGGUCUUUUUUGUCUACAGACAUGUUUAUGAGUUUAUAUUUUGGAUCUUCAAGACAGGGUUUUUCUGUGUGACCCCUUGUGCUGGAACUCACUCUAUCGACCAGGCUGGACUCAAACUCAGCCAUCUACCUGCCUCCCAAGUGCUGGGAAUUAAAAGUGUCUUUCACCACACUGCACUUUUUAAGUUUUAAAGACAGUGUUUCAUGUAUCUCUGGCUGGCUUUGAACUUGCCAUAUAGGCAAGGGUGACCUUGACUCUGUACUCAAGUGCUGAGAUUACAGAUGGACACCGCCAGACUCGUUUAUGCAUUGUUGGGGAGCAAACCCUGGGUUUUGUGCAUGCUUGGCAACACUCUGCCUACUGAACUACCACGCCCUCCUUCUCACUGUUUAUCAUUCCUACAAGUUCUGAGUUCUCUAAGGGAGGAGCUAGACCCUUCAUGUCUGUCUACUCACCACGCCUAACACCUGGCAUCUCAUGGGCCUGAAUCUUAAGCAUGCCAGUUAAGUUAAUAGGAAUGAAAUGCUCUGGUUUGACUCUUAAGUCUUUCAGUUAUCUUUGCUCUUGUUUGUUGAGACCAUGUCUAUUUUUAUUUUUGCAACAAGGUCUUGAUAGGUAGUCCCAGUUGGACUGGAACUCACUAACUCGAGCUGGCCAACCUACACCCUUCUGCCACAGCUUUGGAAUUACAGGCCUGAACCAACACUCCUUCUCCCAACCUGAUUUGCAUUUCAAUACUGUCAUUAGAGCACAGUGCUUCUCAUAGUUGAAAUAAGUAUCUGAGGACUCUGGUGGCUUUAAAAGCACUUUGCUGGCCAAGCCUGAUAACCUCAGUUCAGUUGCUGGGACCCACAGUAUGUGUAAGGAGAAAAUUAACUCCCCAAAAUUGUCCUGUGACCUCUACACAUGUACCUUGGCAUGAACUUGCUCUCAUGUGUGUGCACACACACAGAGAGAAACACAUGUAUAAGUGUAAAACUUAAAGAUUUAUUUAUUUUCUUUUAUGUACAGCAUUCUGCCUGCAUAUGUGACUGCAGGCCAGAAGAAGGCACCAGAUCUCAUUACAGAUGGUUGUGAGCCACCAUGUGGUUGAUGGGAAUUGAACUCAUGACCUCUGGAAGAGCAGUCAGUGCUCUUAACCACUGAGCCAUCUCUCCAGCCCAAGUGUAAAACUUAAAACAGUGGUGUAGAGUGGGGAGAAGAGGCAGAAGGAUCUCUGAAUUUGAGGCCAGCCUUCUCCAAAUAUUGAAUUUUAAGAAAGCCAGGAAGGGCUAUGUAGAGAGGGCCUUGUCUUAAAAACAAAAACACCGGGGCUGGGGAUUUAGCUCAGUGGUAGAGCGCUUACCUAGGAAGCGCAAGGCCCUGGGUUCGGUCCCCAGCUCCGGAAAAAAAAAAAAAAAAAACAAAAAAAAACAAAAAAAAAACAAAAAAACACCCAACAACAUAGAAUUUGCGUAUAAUGUAUGCAUGUCCCCCAGAACAUUUAGAAUCAACCCUAGAGCACCUAUAACCCUUAAUACAGUGUAAACGCUAUAUAAAUGGCUUAGGAAAUAACGGCAAGAACACGAAAUCUGCGUAUGUUCAGUACAGACAUAAUUUUGUUCCCCAGACUUUUUUUCAAGGUGUUAGGGAUCAAAUUCAAGGUCUUGUACAUGCUAAGUUCUUUACCACUGAAUUACAUUCCCAGCCCCAAAAUGUAUUUUCUGUCGUUUUUUAGAGACAGGGUCUCUCUUUGUAUCCCAGAUGGAUUUUUAGACUUCGUCUCUCACUAGGAUUUGGGGCUACAUGCAUGGGGUUCUCUGGCUAGUCAGUAAGCCCUAGGGAUCCUCUUGUCAGAACCUCCCCAGUCCAGCCCCAGGGCUGGCUUCACCAAUUGUGGGUGUUAGGAAUGGAACUUAGCUCCCUCCUCCCUGCAGGGUAGCCCUUUACCAACUGAGUCAUCUCUAUAGCUACCUUCACAAAUGGUUUCUUGUUUUCGUUUUGGUUUUGAGAUUAGUUGAACCCAACAAUGCAGAGGGCCAACUAUGUAAACAUAUAUGUCUACACAAGGAUGUAUUUUUUGCUUUUUGAGACAAGUUCCCACCAUGUUACCCUGCUUGGCAUAAAACAUAUGUAAACCAGUCUGGCCUUGAAUGUAUGGAUCCACCUGCUUCUGCCUUCCUAGUGCUAAAAUAAAUGACUUGUGCUACCGAGCCCAGCUGGUUUCUAAGUCUCAAGUAGCGACCCGGCCAACCUCUAUUUUCUAGUCUCAAAUUGUUAUGAUGUUAAAAUUAGAUAAAGGCUAUUUAAAAAAAAAAGGCACAUAGCAGGUAGUUAGUUAAUGUUUGGGAGUUAAUGUUUUAUUCAGUCCACUCACCAAUAUUCCCUGUGACAUUUCCUCACAGUUUCAGGAUAGCCUGGGCCUGGUAGCACAUGCCUGUCACUUAGCAAUCAACUAGGAAGCUAAGGAAGAUCGCUGAGAAUUCAAGGCUAGCCUGGCUUGCAUAGCAAGACCUGUCUCAACAAAACAAAAGUUUCAUGACCUUUUUAAAAGUAUCCUAUUCGUUUUUUGGUUUUGUUGUUUGUUUUAACUAUUUGUUCUCUAAUACCCUAGGCCUUCCACAAAAAUGAUUGCGCGAAAGCUGUUUGGAGUGGAAGGGGAACAAAUAGACUUCUAGAAAACCCUCUGGGCCCUUGGGUCACAGGCAGCCGUUCUUUCUGAAAGCCCCGUGGGGCUUACAUCUCGAGGGGUUGGCCUGAUCCCAACCUUAUUCUUUUAAACCAAAAUCCUGGCGGGUACUUAUCCUGGAACCCUCACAUCUCAAGCGCGGAUUUCCAACAGCUUCUAAGGCAAGCCCAAAACAUCCCGCCUCCUUCCACAGAAUGUCCUAUCAACGCUCCCGUAGCGAUGACCGACAGUCUCCCAGGAGCCAAUAAGCUCCGUUCUUCUGAAGAAACCCGCCCAGGCGUUGUGUCGUCAGUGGGCACCAAGCCUGGCGCUUCCGCGAAGCCGGGCGGCGGGUACUUGCGUUGAAAUCUGAUUGUGAGUGGCCCCACCUUAAAGGGGAGGGAACCGAGGGGGACCCGAGCCCUUUAAGACUAGGCGGGCUGCGGCCUGCCCCUUUAAGGGCGGGGCGUCCGACGGCAGAAUCUGAGCCCCAGAUUACCUUGAGUUUCCGUCACGGGCAGCGAGGCGCAGCUCCUAGGCUGGGUCCGGGUGCUUGGCGGGGGGCGGCGGCGGCCUCAUCCCCGCUCGUCCUCCCCGGGCCCGGAGACACCCCCGCCCCAGUCAUGCUGAGCAGAGUAUGGAAGCAGCUGACUACGAAGUGCUAUCCGUGCGAGAGCAGCUGUUCCACGAUAGGGUCCGCGAGUGCAUCAUCUCAAUACUUCUGUUUGCAACACUCUACAUCCUCUGCCACAUCUUCCUGACCCGCUUCAAGAAGCCUGCUGAGUUCACCACAGUGGAUGAUGAAGACGCCACAGUUAACAAGAUUGCGCUGGAGCUGUGCACUUUUACCCUGGCAGUCGCCCUGGGCGCUGUCUUACUCUUGCCCUUCUCCAUCAUCAGCAAUGAGGUGCUACUCUCACUGCCACGCAACUACUACAUCCAGUGGCUCAAUGGCUCCCUCAUCCAUGGUCUUUGGAACCUCGUUUUCCUGUUCUCCAAUCUGUCCCUCGUCUUCCUUAUGCCCUUUGCAUAUUUCUUCACAGAGUCUGAAGGCUUUGCUGGCUCCAGAAAGGGUGUCCUGGGCCGGGUCUACGAGACAGUGGUGAUGUUGAUACUCCUCACUCUGCUUGUGCUGGGCAUGGUGUGGGUGGCAUCAGCCAUUGUAGACAAUGACAAGGCCAGCAGGGAGUCACUCUAUGACUUCUGGGAGUACUACCUCCCCUAUCUCUACUCCUGUAUCUCCUUCCUCGGAGUCCUGCUGCUUCUGGUGUGCACUCCACUAGGUCUCGCCCGCAUGUUCUCCGUCACUGGGAAGUUGCUGGUCAAGCCCCGGCUACUGGAAGACCUGGAAGAACAGCUGAACUGCUCAGCCUUUGAGGAGGCAGCUCUGACUCGAAGAAUCUGCAAUCCCACAUCCUGCUGGCUGCCGCUGGACAUGGAGCUGCUGCAUAGACAGGUCCUGGCUCUGCAGGCGCAGAGGGUCCUCCUGGAAAAGCGGCGGAAGGCGUCAGCCUGGCAGCGGAACCUGGGCUACCCUCUGGCCAUGCUGUGCUUGCUGGUGCUGACGGGCCUGUCUGUGCUCAUUGUGGCUGUCCACAUCCUGGAGCUGCUCAUUGACGAGGCUGCCAUGCCGCGGGGCAUGCAGGAUGCUGCCCUGGGCCAGGUCUCCUUCUCCAAACUGGGGUCCUUUGGUGCCAUCAUCCAGGUCGUGCUGAUCUUUUAUCUGAUGGUGUCCUCGGUAGUGGGCUUCUACAGCUCUCCACUCUUCGGAAGCCUGAGACCUAGAUGGCAUGACACAUCUAUGACACAGAUAAUUGGGAACUGUGUCUGUCUCCUGGUCCUCAGCUCAGCACUUCCUGUCUUUUCUCGAACCCUUGACUCUGCUUCAGGGCUGACACGCUUUGACCUGCUGGGUGACUUUGGACGCUUCAACUGGCUAGGCAAUUUCUACAUCGUGUUCCUCUACAAUGCAGCCUUUGCUGGUCUCACCACACUCUGUCUGGUGAAGACCUUCACUGCAGCUGUGAGGGCAGAGCUGAUCCGAGCCUUUGGUAAGGAGUGGAGCAGGGGUGGCCCAGCCUUUGGUAAGGAGUGGAGCAGGGGUGGCCCAGCCUUUGGUAAGGAGUGGAGCAGGGGUGGCCCAGCCUUUGUAAGGAGUGGAGCAGGGGUGGCCCAGCCUUUGUAAGGAGUGGAGCAGGGGUGGCCCAGCCUUUGUAAGGAGUGGAGCAGGGGUGGCCCAGCCUUUGUAAGGAGUGGAGCAGGGGUGGCCCAGCCUUUGUAAGGAGUGGAGCAGGGGUGACCCAGUCUUUGGUAAGGAGUGGAGCACGGGUGGCCCUGGGUUCGGUCCCCAGCUCCGGGAAAAAAAAAAAAAAAAGGAGUGGAGCACGGGUGGCCCAGCCUUUGUAAGGAGUGGAGCAGGGGUGGCCCAGCCUUUGGUAAGGAGUGGAGCACGGGUGGCCCAGCCUUUGUAAGGAGUGGAGCAGGGGUGGCCCAGCCUUUGGUAAGGAGUGGAGCACGGGUGGCCCAGCCUUUGUAAGGAGUGGAGCAGGGGUGGCCCAGCCUUUGGUAAGGAGUGUGGAGCAGGGGUGGCCCAGUCUUUGGUAAGGAGUGGAGCACGGGUGGCCCAGCCUUUGUAAGGAGUGGAGCAGGGGUGGCCCAGCCUUUGGUAAGGAGUGUGGAGCAGGGGUGGCCCAGUCUUUGGUAAGGAGUGGAGCACGGGUGGCCCUGGGUUCGGUCCCCAGCUCCGGGAAAAAAAAAAAAAAAAGGAGUGGAGCACGGGUGGCCCAGCCUUUGUAAGGAGUGGAGCAGGGGUGGCCCAGCCUUUGGUAAGGAGUGGAGCACGGGUGGCCCAGCCUUUGUAAGGAGUGGAGCAGGGGUGGCCCAGCCUUUGUAAGGAGUGGAGCAGGGGUGGCCCAGCAGGGAAGAGGAUGUGCUACCUGUUUAUGCCUUACCCAUCUCACCCACCCAUUGUUCUAUCCUGUCACCUCCCCAUAAGGAGCUGACCUGUGUCCUCCUCUUACUUCCUACGUCUCUUCCAGGGCUGGACAGACUGCCGCUGCCUGUCUCUGGUUUCCCCCGAGGUUCUAGGAAGAAGCAGCAUCAAUGACCUCCAGCUGGGGGUUGAGAAGGAGAAAACUAGGCACUGCCUAGGCCUGGAGGAGAGCCCUAAGUGGCUGGACCUCAGGACCUGGAAUCUGAGAGGGUGGGUGACAGAGGGGACGGACCAUCUGCACUGUUGCUUAAUCUGAGCCAGAGUUUGGGACCUGGCCCGGCCUCCUGCCUUUCCAGAUGUAGCUGUGGCCUGAGUGUUGGAGCUCGGGGCUUGCUUUAGUUCCUGGUCCCAGAUACGUUUACACAUCUAUCUGCCUCAAUCCUGCUCCAGGCCAUGCCUGAAGCCAUGUUUACAUGAUUUGACGUGCAAUAGGGUGGGUGGGAGUCGGGGGGCUGGGCAGGGGUGGGUUCUGGACACAGGUUGUCUUCCUUGCCUCUGGCCCAGGAGAGCCGAAGCACUGUGCUGUCCUGUGGAGGGAGGGCGUGGACCACUGGAGAGACCAAGGGUGCGGGGAGGAGGCUGCACCCAUGAGCAAUAAAGUUGAUCCCAGGGUUUUCUUCGUUCUUUUGUAAA